Colias croceus (clouded yellow) is the source of this 747-nucleotide messenger RNA. RefSeq lists its product as uncharacterized. Bases 1 to 747 code for a protein of 248 amino acids. The transcript has a single exon. Lineage: Eukaryota; Metazoa; Arthropoda; Insecta; Lepidoptera; Pieridae. The record is from RefSeq and is a predicted model, not a curated record.
AUGAGUUUCCUGAACAAAGUUGUUCUUGUGACCGGAGCCAGCUCUGGUAUAGGAGCCGCUACUUCAAUUCUAUUCGCCAAAGAAGGUGCUAAGGUCGCCAUGAUUGGUAGAAAUGAGAAGAAACUACAGAACGUUGCACAGCAGUGUAAAACGAAACCCUUGGUUAUAAAAGCAGAUAUAUCCAACGACAAUGAAGUAAGAGGUCUGAUAAAAGAUACUAUAGAUACAUUUGGUAAACUAGAUGUUCUAGUGAACAACGCUGGAAUAGUUCGAUACGCUAGUAUUUUAGAUGAAAACCUAAUGAAAUGCUACGACGAAGUUAUGCGUACAAAUCUCCGUGCACAUGUGUUCACGACGCAUCUUGCGUUACCGUAUUUGAUAAAGAGUGGAGGUAAUAUCAUAAAUGUAUCUAGUUCAGGCGGUUCAUCUUUACCGGCGAUACCGUGUAUUUUGUCGUACUUAAUUUCAAAGGCUGGUGUUGAUCAUUUUACUCGAGCGGCUGCUUUGGAACUAGCGCCAUCUGGUGUGCGAGUGAAUGCAGUCAGCCCAGGGCCAGUUAGAACAGAUGUUAUGGAAAAUUCUGGAAUCCAAGCCUCCUGGGACGAAGCCAAACCUCUAACGGUGCUCAAUAAAAUAGCAGAACCUGAAGAAAUAGCUGAACUUAUUAUGUAUUUGGCGAGUGACAAGGCGAAAAGUAUAACGGGUUCUAAUUAUGUUUGUGAUAAUGGAGCGAAACUAAAGUGUUAA